Molecule: messenger RNA, 501 nt
Organism: Endocarpon pusillum Z07020
Lineage: Eukaryota; Fungi; Ascomycota; Eurotiomycetes; Verrucariales; Verrucariaceae
Exons: 1
Coding region: 1-501 (166 amino acids)
Source: RefSeq, a predicted model, not a curated record
AUGCCACAGCUCGAGGCUAGUCACUACCUCUCCACAGAAGGGGAUGUUCUCCGUGCUUCGAAUCUGUAUCUGCUCCAUCCAGUCAAUGUUGCAGUGAAGAGCUUGAUCACCAACGGAGAUCUUUACUGCACAAGUGAGCAGUCUUCCCGUGGGGGUUGUCGGACCGAUAUCAGGUGGGUAUACCGGUCAAGCCAGAGCGGUCAGACGACCAAUAUCGCAGUUCUGGAGUUCAAAAACACCCAAGUCUUACACUGGGCCGAUUUCCUCCCUGCCUCUACCGAUCAACAACAUGCUCAAGCCAAACUUGACGAUGCCCAAGAAAAACCAAAAUAUACCCACCUGAUCAACAACGCACAUUUGCUGUCAAAGCAGGCUAAGAAGUACUGCCUUAAGCUGUCGGCGCCUGACGUUGCUAUUUUCGACUGGCAUGCAAUGUUCGUGUUCGAUUUCACUGGAAUGGAUGAAGAUGCCUACGAUCCGGUCUUGGCGAAAGGGAUCUGA